GAGAACCUCAGACUAUAUAUGCACUUCAUCCUUAGAGAUUUCAGUUGGGGACUUGAUAGUUCAGCCUUAAAGUUCUGCACUGACUGAGGAAUACUGUACACUACUGGCAUCAUGGGUUUGUUAAGAGUUGAAGAACUGGUCACUGGCAAUUCCAGUGAAGCGAAAGAAAAUGCAGACAGCCUACAGGAAGAGUUCAGAGGAGGAGAAUACGAAUGUGUGAUGACAAAAGAGAAACACGAUGACCUGAAAACUCACAGGACACUCCAGCCGUUGAAUUUACACAACUCCUUUGGGAAAGAGAAUAAAGAAAACAUAAAGGACAAUAAACACAAAGAAGUUAUACUGGCACCUAAGCUAGAGACUCUGGAAGAUCUUCAAAGAAUUGUGAAGUUAAAGAAACAGAAGAGGGUGAAGAAGACAAGAGCUCAGCAACAAGAACCAGUGCUGGAAAUCAUACCUGAAACCAUUGAUGUGCCCACAUUUUUAAAAGCUGCUGUUGAGAAUAAGUUGCCAAUUAUUGAAAAAUACCUUGCCGAAGGUGGAGAUUCAAAUGCAUCUGAUCAGUUUCAGAGGACAGCAUUGCAUAGAGCAAGUUCAGAAGGACACAUUGAGAUAGUCAAGAGAUUAUUAGAGGCUGGAGCCCUGAUUGACCAUAAAGACGAGCUUCAGAAUGAUGCCAUCCAUUGGGCUUGCCGAGGUGGAAGCCUUCCAGUGCUGGAGCUACUACUGAAUAAGGGUGGCAAAGUGAAUGCCAGAGAUAAGUUGAACAGUACUCCUCUACAUGUUGCAGUCAGAACUGGUCAUCAAGAAUGUGCUGAACAUCUCAUUGCCUGUGGAGCAGAUAUUAAUGCAAGAGAUUUGGAAGGUGAUACUCCACUACAUGACGCCAUCAGGUUGAACCGAUUCAAGCUGAUCAGACUCUUACUCAUUUAUGGAGCUAAUAUGAAUAUAAAGAACAGUGAUGGCAAAUCCCCAAUUGAAAGUGUACUGGUGUGGCAGAGCGGAACUAAAAACAUUCUGGAAGGGUUUGAAUCAACAAAGCUUCCAAAUUAAGCUUGGAAUGGACUCCCCUUUUCAAAAACCUCAACAGUUGUUGCACAACUGACUGAACAAAGCACAGCAUGAAUUGGGAAGAAGCAUAACUAUAUUUUUGCUGAUAUGGACUUUAAAACCUACCUUUUAAAUAUGUUGUAUAUUUAUUUGUCAGGUUAUAUUUAACACAAAAUGUCAUUGCAGAUACAGUUGUCGUGGACCGACUGUGCACUGGUAGGCGUUUUGCCGGACACGGAGUUAUGUGACAGCAAUACAGAAAAUGAUUUUGAGAUGAAUGACGCAGGGAAGUUAAGUAAAUGAAGGCAGUAAGAAAUGGUUCUACUGCAGGAGUUUUGCUGAGGGAAUCUGCUGAUGGUGAAUACAGAAUGAAGGCUACAGUUAACUAAUAAUGAUAUUUUCAAGCUGACCUUACUAAAGUGGAAGAUGAAGUAGUUAAUCAUAUAGUACUAAGUCAACAGUCUAUGCACACUAGACUUUGGAUUUAAUUGCCAACUUGUGAAUUGAAAUGUAACAAGUGCAUGUGAGAGAUCCACGUUCUAGAUAAAAAGGUGGGCUGACACUGGAUGUAAUUAUUGGAGGAGUAGAUGUCAUUGUCAAGUGAUGCUUGAUAAAGAGUACAGGGCCCUGAGGUUGCAAUGCACUUACUGUACUUAAUGACACUUUUUUAUACAUUUUAUUUAAAAGUGAUAUGUACAUUUUGAAAGUAUUUAAAUUGAUCAUGUUAUAUGAAAAUAUAUAAAUUGCAUUAACAAAUGUUACAAUUAUAUCAGUUUGCCUGGUAAGCAAUGAAAGUAUUGUAAACAUAAAAAUGCAGUAAAUAGUUUGUCAACAAUACCAUAUAUUAUAUAU
Molecule: messenger RNA, 1902 nt
Organism: Erpetoichthys calabaricus (reedfish)
Lineage: Eukaryota; Metazoa; Chordata; Cladistia; Polypteriformes; Polypteridae
Product: ankyrin repeat domain-containing protein 1-like
Exons: 9
Coding region: 112-1053 (313 amino acids)
Biological process (GO): regulation of transcription by RNA polymerase II
Cellular component (GO): nucleus
Molecular function (GO): RNA polymerase II-specific DNA-binding transcription factor binding
Source: RefSeq, a predicted model, not a curated record